Parnassius apollo (apollo) is the source of this 2295-nucleotide messenger RNA. Lineage: Eukaryota; Metazoa; Arthropoda; Insecta; Lepidoptera; Papilionidae. The record is from the annotation of a GenBank genome assembly.
AUGGACCGUAGGAUGCGCGUCGCUGAGGCGUUGCUUUUGGUCGUCAUUUUAAUCUACUGCCCUGUCUCCGCCUUUGUCGCUGGCGCUGAUGGUCCAGUAACCUUUCAUGAGGCUUUAGAAAAUGGGAAUACGACAUUUUUUUGCGACGCAACGCCGGAUACAAGCGAUGAUGAACUCAUGCUUCUAGUGUGGUAUAAGGAUAAUGAGUCAAUUUACAGUUACGACGCUCGCGUGAGAAGCGAAUGGUCAAACAUUGCAUUCAAUGUGAGUGGUAGAGUAAUUGCCGAUAUGGACAAAAAUCCCACGUCCCUGACCAUCUCAGCGUUGAGAGAAGACGAUCAAGCUUUCUAUCAUUGUAGAGUGGAGUUCCUCCUGUCACCUACCAGGAAUACUGGAGUUAAUUUUACUGUUACUGUUCUUCCAAGUGAGCCUUUCUUUUUGGAUGAAUUAGGAAAUACAGUCACUAAUAAAACUAGACCAUAUUACGAAGGCGACACGCUUGUACUAAGUUGCCUGGUUAUUGGAGGGCGCCCACCACCAAAGAUAAGUUGGUAUUCGGGUGAAACGCUAGUUGAUGCUACGUAUAGUGUAAGUGACAUACCUAAUGUAUGGCAAAAUGAGCUUUAUCUACCACUCACAAGAGAUAACACUGAGACUCUAUCGUGUAGAGCCAGUAACACACGUUUAGUACCGGCGCUUGAAGCUUCCCUUCAAAUAGAAUUGUAUUUGCCUGCCAAUCAAGUGAAAAUUCAAUGGGUUCAAGGAACUCUGGACGGUGCUCUCCGAUCAGGUGAAACGGUGACAGCUCAGUGUGAAGCGUACGGAUCUCAUCCACCUCCUGAUAUAACUUGGAGGCUAAACAACAAACGUCUCAAGAAGCACAGUAAUCAGACUUGGGACAAUUCUCUACAAGCCGCAAUUUCAUUUAUUCAAAUAACUCCGACUAUGGCAGAUAACCAAGCUACUCUAACAUGCGAAGCAGUUAACCCUAUCAUGCCAUCGGAGCGAAAUUCAAAAGCUGAUGUUAUCAAUUUGAAUGUAACUUUCGGUCCAAAAGUAGAAAUAAUGAAGCUUGAUGAUGAAAAGCGAAAUGAAGUUGUUGAACUCGACCCUUUACAUUUAAAAUGUGACGUUAAAGCGAACCCACCCGCCGAUAAAUACAUGUGGUAUUUUAACGAUAUGAAGAUAAAACCAGGUGGCAUGUGGGGUGAUGACAUUUCCACAAACGAAUUAUUUAUUGAUGAAGUAUCAAGAAGACAUGCCGGCCAGUACGCUUGUGCAGCAAGUAAUACAAUCGGUGAAACAAGAGCAGAUCCUAUCAGUAUUAUUGUCCUUUAUCCACCAGAAUGCAAAAAACCUGGCAUCACACUCGAUAAGGAAACCUUGAAUUGUAAUGUUAAGGGCUUACCUGUACCUGAUACGUAUUUCUGGCAUAUCCAGCAGAUAGAUCACGAUAUACAACAUUUGACUACCGGUUCAUCUUCGUUGUCCUUAGACCAUGUAGCUGGACCCCUUUCAGAAAACUUAAACGUUAGUUGUGAAGCCGAGAAUGGUAUCGCUUCGCAAUACAAAUCGUGUACUAAAAUUAUAAGUUUAGGACACUUAAGACCCCCACAACCACAACAGUGUGAUCUUGCCUUCGAGUACAAAGAGUUUCAGAUUAGAUGUAUUCCAGUGGAAAACGCCACCCAUUAUGAAUUAUCUCUCUGGCGUUUAUCGAAAACCAACACUUCCUUGGUCUUGGAUCGAAAGAAGUCUGUAGAAGUAGGCAAUAGUCUUGCAUUAACGCAAAAUGGUGAUGAGCCGUGGCUCGUCAGGGGAGCAUUGGGGCUACUUAACACAGGUGAUGAAGCUGGGGCGGCUGCAUGUAACCGCUACGGAUGUUCCGGGGCCUUGCUUUUGAGACCCACGGAAAAUCUACUAAGUGCUGCUGCAUCUCCGUGGUGGAAAUUUUUAACUGAAAAGGACGCGGUUAUAUGUAUCGGUGUAGUGUUAUUGGUGAUAAUGUUCGCGUGUUCGACAGUUCUAGCGAUUCGCCUCGCUAGAAGGUCGCGAAAGAAGGCACAGGUGCCUGUCAUACAAGUACUGCAACUCGAUGACGUCACACGAGACUAUCUCAAUCGUACUGGAGAUAUCCACGUGCAUCCGUCGUGCAGUCUAAGAUCGAACAGCAGUGAUUGUUCAGAAGAGCCAGACAAUCCCUCACUUGUAGAAUGCCACUGUGCACACACUUCACACGAGUGGGUCCCACCUCCUGAUGUCACGCUAACAUUGCAAAGGGAAAGUGCUGUUUAG